CGGGUCGCAGUGAAAGAAAGAAAGUGUUUCUGGCACUUCACUUUUCAUCUCUCUCUUCCAUGGAAUCCACAAGUCGGCGACGCUUUCACUCUCUCCGGCGACGAUGAACUCAUCGCCGGCGAAAUGAGCUCGCGUCGAUUCCUUCUCACUCCUUGUUCCGUGAGUUCCUUCUUCUCACUCCUUCUCCGUUUUCCGGUCGCCGGAAAAUUUAUCCGGCGUCACUCGUACUGAACAAAACGAUGUCGCGAAUCUGUUUUCUUCUCCGUUUCGUUUUCCACUUGUCUCUCUGUGACUCUUACAUUACUUCUCUCGUUCGGUUGUUCUCGAUCGGAUCCAUUUCGCGGACGGAAAAUCUUCGCCGGCGAAGUUAGUUAUACAAGCUUUAGCUAACGUUAGUUGACCUAAGAAAUUAUAAAAUAGAAAACGGAAUCUAAGAGUUAGUUCGGUUCAGUUACAGAACGGUUAAAUGAAAAAAAUAAGCGCGAUGUUAGAUCUUAAUCUCAAUGUGGACUGGACCGAGUCGACUCAGAACGUCGACUCGGCGGUGUCGUUUGAGAAGUUUCAAGAAGGUUUGAGGCACCAAAUGGCGGAGUCAGGGACUUCGAAUUCCUCGGUGGUGAAUGCGGACGGUUCCAGCAACGGCGGCGGAGACGAGGACUCGUGCUCCACGCGCGCCGAUGACCUGUACACCUUCAAUUUUGAUAUCCUCAAGGCGAACGACGUCGUAACGAGGGAGCUCUUUCCGGUGAGCGGUGGGGGAACUAAAGGAGAGUCCGAUACGCCGUCGCUUUCGGCGAGGAAUGGCUUGGUGGAUCUCUCGUUCGAUCGCGAGGGAGGGAACGGUGCGAUGAAGGUGGUUCAGCCUCAGGUUCAGCCUCAGCAACCGGCGAAGAAGAGUAGGAGAGGACCGAGGUCUCGAAGCUCGCAAUACAGAGGGGUUACCUUUUACAGAAGGACGGGAAGAUGGGAAUCGCAUAUCUGGGAUUGCGGGAAACAAGUCUAUUUGGGUGGAUUUGACACGGCUCAUGCUGCUGCUAGAGCCUAUGAUCGAGCUGCAAUUAAGUUCAGGGGAGUUGAUGCUGAUAUCAAUUUCAAUCUGAGUGAUUAUGAGGAUGAUCUUAAACAGAUGAAGAAUUUGUCCAAGGAGGAAUUUGUACAUAUACUGCGUCGCCAAAGUACUGGUUUCUCGAGAGGAAGUUCUAAAUACCGAGGAGUAACGCUUCACAAAUGUGGCCGGUGGGAAGCUCGAAUGGGACAAUUCCUUGGCAAAAAGUAUAUAUAUCUUGGCUUAUUCGACAGCGAAGUAGAAGCUGCAAGGGCUUAUGACAAGGCAGCUAUCAAAUGCAACGGAAGGGAAGCAGUGACCAACUUUGAGCCAAGUACUUAUGAAGGAGAGAUGAAAUCCGCAGCCAUUAAUGAAGGUGGUAGUCAGAAUCUUGAUCUCAAUUUGGGCAUAGCAACCCCAGGACCUGGUCCCAAAGAAAAUUGGGGCCAACUUCAGGUCCCCUCCGUCCCUUACAACAUGCAUAGCGGAAGAAGUUCAAUGAUGCAAACCAAUGUUAAUUCUGGAAUUGGUAAUCCAUCUUUGAAACGGCUGGUUGUAAAUGAAGAUCGUCCUUCUGUAUGGAAUUCCAUGUGUCCUAAUUUCUUUCCCAAUGAGCAGGAAAGAGCAGAGAGAAUCAGCAUUGAUCCUUCAAAAGGACUCCCCAAUUGGGCGUGGCAAACACAUGGCCAGGCCAAUGCUACCCCAGUACCAACGUUCUCUGCUGCAGCAUCAUCAGGAUUCUCAAUUUCAGCUAACUUUCCAUCGACUGCCAUCUUUCCAACAAGAUCUAUGAAUUCAGUUCCCCAGAGUCUUUGUUUUACUUCAUCCAGCACCCCUAGCAGCAAUGCAUCUGAAUAUUAUUACCAGGUUAAGACCCCGCAGGCACCACCAUAGCUGAUCUUGUACUACAGAUUAUAGGCAAACCAUAAAAAGUGUUUGCAUUCAAUUUUUUUUUGUUGGUAUAAUUCAGUAACUGAUUGGUGUAUACCGAGAUUUGACACCUGAUUGCUACCUCUUGCUUAAACUAAUAAUGCCCCAUGUUUCGGUGAAUCAUGUUUGAAGCAAAUGAUGUUUUUAGUGCACUAUAGCACAUCGA
Molecule: messenger RNA, 2141 nt
Organism: Cajanus cajan (pigeon pea)
Lineage: Eukaryota; Viridiplantae; Streptophyta; Magnoliopsida; Fabales; Fabaceae
Source: RefSeq, a predicted model, not a curated record